This is a messenger RNA of Mytilus trossulus (common blue mussel), 2972 nucleotides long. Its product is annotated as putative leucine-rich repeat-containing protein DDB_G0290503. Lineage: Eukaryota; Metazoa; Mollusca; Bivalvia; Mytilida; Mytilidae. The transcript has 13 exons. Gene Ontology annotation, molecular function: protein binding; GTP binding. Bases 122 to 2614 code for a protein of 830 amino acids. The record is from RefSeq and is a predicted model, not a curated record.
CUGACAUACAUAGUUUUUCAUUGUUCUUUUUAAAAGACUGUUUAGAUUGAUAACACAAACGGCCAUUUUAUUUUGUUAAUAAUCCAGGUAAAACCUUAGUAUCGAGGUUUGCAGAAUCAAGAUGUGGGUAUGUGCAGUUUGUUAUUGUCCAAAUAAGAGGAACGAUCAAGAAUGUACAAAAUGCAAGAACGACAGAGAUUGUGAAAAGAUUAAAGGAUGGAAAGUGGUUAAAACUUUUGACGAUUUCUGUGACAGUGGCCCUACAAAACAGCUGUUUUUAAAAAAAGGAGAAGUUAUACAGGCAGCUAAAAAAAUUAACAGUGAAUGGUGGUGUGGCUUCAGAGAUAAUGAAUGGGGUUGGUUUCCAAAAUUGCAUGUUGUACGAUCGCGAAAAUCUCAAGAGAUAUCCAUUGAAUCUAAUGUAACCCAAGGUGCAAAAUCAGAAGAACCUAUUCCGUCAUCAGGAACAUUGUUAAAUGUUUUGUGUGAUUUUAUAAGUAAAUCUGAUUACGACACAGAUAAUUUGAAUGUUAAAAAAGGAGAUGUUGUCAAACUUAUAGACAGCCGAGAAGGUUGGCACUGGGUAGAACAUGGCGAUACUGAGGGAUGGAUCCAGGAUAAAAUUGUUCAACCAACAGAUUUUGUUCCGCUGAAAAGAAAAGUUUACAAGGUUAAACAAUCCUUCAAAAGCAAAUCCGAAUACGACACGGAUAACCUGAAUGUGAGGAAAGGUGAUGUUGUGGAACAUGAGUAUGUAACGAGUGAUGGGCAUUGGAUAUGGGUUUUACAUGGUAAUACAGAAGGAUGGAUCCCAGACUACUACGUUGAGCAAACAGAUCAGGAAAGUAUUGCAGCUCAAGCACAUAUUGAAACAUCCCAAACCAGAUUUGAUGGUAAAGACGUUAACAUUGAACAGAAAACAAACGAAGGUGAUCUAACACCACCAGUUCCGCAACGAAACUACAGAAAAUAUACGAAAGCUAAAGAACUGAGUAGUUCACAUGCAAAUAAGUCAGGAAAUACAUCAGACGACGAUGACGAGGAUAUAUAUGACGAAUUUGAAAAAGAAACGGAUAGUUCCGAAGAUAAACAAUCAGAGAACACAUCUCUACACGAGCAUAUUUAUGAAGAAGAGCUGACAAGGACGUAUGAAAUACAGCAAAGGGACAACUCAGAUGACGAUUAUGACGAUUAUGAUUACCCACAUUAUAGACCAGGGAUAAGUAACGACUAUGAGAAUGUUCCAAACUAUUUGUCUCAGAAAACUACCUACGAAGAACCUAUUUACGAAGAUAUAGACACCUUCAAACAACUUAGAAUCGUAAUGGUUGGAAAAACUGGAUCGGGUAAGAGUGCCACUGGGAAUGCUAUCCUUGGACAUAAAAACUUCAAAUCGAAGAUGGCAGGCCUGUCUGUUACCAAAGAGUGUCAACGCGGUGAUAUCAAAAUUGAUGAUCGCCAAAUUAUAGUAGUUGAUACUCCUGGAUUGUUUGAUACCAAACUAUCUCCAAUAGAAAUUGAAGAAAGUAUCAUUCGUUGUGUUCAUAUGUCAUUUCCAGGUCCACAUGUAUUUUUACUUGUGUUGCAGAUUGGAAGAUUUACUCCAGAAGAAAUUGAAUCCCUAGACCAGUUAUUUGCCAUAUUUGGACAGGAAAUGGAAGCUUUUUCGAUUAUCUUAUUUACCAGAAUGGACGAAUUGAAGAAUCAAAAUGAUACUAUUGAAGAUUAUAUAAAAGAAUCAGGUACACCAUUAACAACGUACAUAGAAAAAUGUCAUGGACGUUAUUUCGCUAUGGACAACACAGCUGCAGCGGAAAAUAGAGCGGAAAUGAUCAAAAAUCUAUUGGAUUUAAUCGACACUAUCGUCAAACAAAAUCAGAACAUGUGCUUUUCAAAUAAUUUGUUUAAAGAUGCUAAAGACAAUGCUCGACAAUCACGGAUACAAAUAGAAAUGGAAAAACUAAAGGAAAUUGAGCAAAUUGAAAACAUGUACGGAAAACAAGUCGACAUAAAUAGAGAAAUAAAAAAACAAAAACAGGAAGAAUUUCAUCAACAAGAAGAGCGAAAAAUCAAGCUUGAAGAACAGAAGAAAAGAAUUAAGUAUUCCAUAAUGUCAACAAAAGGCGAUGAUGAAAGCAGUACUCCUGGAAACACAGUUGGACCUAAUUCAGAAGAAAUUGAAGAUCUGUAUAACGAAAUUUUUAAAGCCAAUAACCUGCUAAAAGAGAAGGAAAGAGAGAAAAGAGAGGCAGAAGAUGCGUAUGAUACAGUGAAGGGAGAUUUACAAGAGUUGGUAAAAGAAACAAAAUCAAAACACAAUCAGCGAAUGUUAGCAUUGAAAAACACUGAUUUUUAUGAUCAAAUGAACACAGCAGUUGAGGAAAUGAAAGCAAUAGACGAAAGACUCCAAGAAAUUUCGAAAGAAAUGAGAGACCAAGGAAAUCGUCAAAAUAUGACCCUCCAACAAGAACUACAGAGAGAGGAAAAUGAAUUGCAUUCAAAAAUGGAUAAAGUAUUCUAUGAUCAUCGUAUGUACUUAGAGAAAUUGAGAAAAAAGUCGAAGGCGAUGGAAAAAAAAUUGACCAAAAAAGGGAAAUUGUGUCGCGUUAUGUAGCUCAAUAAAACAAAAUAGAGAAAUAAAGAAAUUUGACUACCAAACCAAAGUAAUAUUAUAGUAUAGAGCCAGAUAAGAGAACAUGUGUAAACUGUAUAUAAAUCUGAAAUAAGAACGCCAAACAAUAGCAUUCCUGACGACACUCCUGUUAACAGUUAAUCAGUGCUUUUUGUCACACAAUAAUAAUGACAUUGUGCAUGUGUCGAUAGUUUCUUAAGUCUCUAUUAUAAUCGUUGCCAAUUAUCACCCUCUGAGAACUUUAUCAUUUCCAAAUUCAUAUUUUUAUACUACAGACUAUUUAAGAUACAAUCAAUGAUAACUAUCCACCAGUCGAGUUUGCAUAAAAAGGCGCCUUACA